AAUGACUACUGGUUUGUGGAUCACUUAGUUUUUUAAAAUUGCUUAGUUUUUGCAGUGAUCUCAUUGUUAGAGGAUUUAUUUUCUAUUAGACAAAAAUAACUGAAAAUGAGUUAUGACGAUGUUAUAUCUUUACUUGGAGAAUUUGGUAGGUAUCAGAAGAAAAUCUAUUUUUUGCUAUGUCUGCCUGCCAUUCUUUGUGCCUUCCACAAGUUAGGCAACGUGUUUUUAGUAGCAGAACCAAAUUAUAGAUGUAAAUUACCACAUGAAACAGAUAAUUCUAGUUAUCAUUUAAAUGACACGACGUUGUCUUUGUAUUAUCCGAUAGAUACUCUCCACAAAAAAUACUCAUCUUGCGAGAUUUAUGAUACAAAUAACAAAACCAAACCAUGUGAAUCUUAUAUUUUUGAUCAUGAAAUAUAUGGAUAUACGUCUGUGAUAGAGUAUGGGCUAACGUGUAACUCGGCCUAUUUAAUAGCGACAUCGAAUGCUCUUUUUAUGGUAGGUGUAAUGCUUGGAUCAAUUUUAUUUGGAGAAAUGUCCGACAGGUACGGUCGUAAAUUAACUUUCUUCGCAUCACUUGUCCUUCAGUUGGCAGCUGGUUUAUUCGCAUCGGUAGCACCAGAAUUAUGGACUUUUACAUUUCUCAGACUUAUUAUCGGAGCGACCACUUCUGGAGUCUUUCUAGUGGCUUAUGUCAUAGGCCUUGAAAUGGUAGGACCAUCUAAAAGACCUAUAGCUGGAACUGUUUGCCAAAUGUUCUUCUCAGUAGGAUAUAUGUUGACAGCUGCGUUUGCGUAUUAUAUAGAUAAUUGGAGAUGGUUGCAAUUUGCUUUGACUAUACCUGGAGUUCUUUUCCUAGGAUAUUGGUGGUUUAUUCCAGAAUCAGCUCGGUGGCUUCUAACGAAAAAUCGCACUGAAGAAGCUAAAAAACUUAUUCGAGAAGCAGCUAAGUACAAUAAAGUAGAAAUUUCCGACGAAACACUCAAUGAGCUUCUAUUAACAUCUCAAGAGACUAAUAAUUCUAAUAAAGGCGCCAACACGUCUGUGCUGGACGUAUUUAAAUACCCUAAUAUGAGAAAGAAAUCUCUUAUUAUAUUUUUUGACUGGUUUGCUAACAACUUGACAUAUUAUGGUUUGUCCUGGAAUACGAAUAAUUUAGGAGGAGAUCCUUAUUUAAAUUUUGUGAUAUCUGGAGCUGUGGAAAUACCGGGAUACUCAUUAUUACUUUUAUUCUUAAACAAAUGGGGUAGAAGAAACUUAAUGUGUUCUUGUAUGAUGAUAACAGGAGGAUGUCUACUUCUUACUAUGCUGGUUCCGGCUGGGCACCAGUGGCUUCUAAUAACCUUAGCUAUGAUAGGAAAAUUGACCAUCACUGCCAGUUAUGGUGCAGUGUACAUUUUAUCUACUGAACAAUUUCCAACAGUAAUCAGAAACGCGGGACUUGGUGCAGGGUCAACUUUUGCCCGAUUUGGAUCGAUAUUAGCUCCUUACAUGAAUGCAUUGUCUCAUGUAUGGUUGCCUUUACCACUGCUAGUAUUUGGAACCUGUGCAUUUAUAGGUGGUCUAAUGUCACUGGUGUUACCAGAAACUUUAAAUAAAAAGUUACCCGAAACCAUGGAGGAAGGAGAAGAAUUUGGAAAGAAGAAGAAGAAAAAUGGUGGGCAACCUCUGAGUGAGAAGUUUUAUAGCAUAGACCUAGAUGAAGUCCCUCCAAAACCGAAUAGUUCAGAAAAUGGAGUGGAUGAAAAAUUAAUUAAAAAUGGAGUCUCCUAAUUAUAAGUAUAGCUUUUGUAUAUUUUAUAUGCCGUACAUUUCAUAUUUAUUGUUUGACCAAUUUUUGGUAUAUAAAUUGUGAUAUUGUAAGUUCAAUGAACUCUUAACGAUUAAAACCAAAAAAUCAUUGCCAUGUGCCAAAAUUUUUAUUUAUCACAAGCUCUGACUAUCACAUUUUUGUAUUGUUUUGAAUAAAGUUUUUUUUCUGUAA
Molecule: messenger RNA, 1984 nt
Organism: Diabrotica balteata
Lineage: Eukaryota; Metazoa; Arthropoda; Insecta; Coleoptera; Chrysomelidae
Source: the annotation of a GenBank genome assembly